Molecule: messenger RNA, 5045 nt
Organism: Monodelphis domestica (gray short-tailed opossum)
Lineage: Eukaryota; Metazoa; Chordata; Mammalia; Didelphimorphia; Didelphidae
Gene: GLCE
Product: glucuronic acid epimerase
Biological process (GO): heparan sulfate proteoglycan biosynthetic process
Cellular component (GO): Golgi apparatus
Molecular function (GO): heparosan-N-sulfate-glucuronate 5-epimerase activity
Source: RefSeq, a predicted model, not a curated record
GGAUCUCGCGGGAAGAGCGGCGGUCGUGGUGGUGGCGACGGCUGGCUUGUAGGGCUAGGUCUCUAGGCUGCGGGCGGAGCAGGGGAAUUUCUGCUCAGCCGGGCGCUUCCUCCCGGAGAAGCCAGAGUAAGCUGCGGCAGCCACAGGCCUGGGCCGCCCCCUCCUCCGCCUAGCCGGGGCUCUUCACUGUUCUCUCUCGCUCUCCGGAGAGGCUCAGUUGCAAGUGUGACAAUUCUGUGGCUCUGGAGUUUAAGAGAACUUGAAACAUCAUCCAGGAUGAUCAUGAACUUUGGAAAUUAUUUGGUAUUUGGUAAGGAACUGAAGAUUUGAAUCGAGUACAUUUUGAAAAUUUGAAACCAGAGAUGCACUAGAAUUUAGAGUUUUUCAUUUGGUUAAGAUUGCCACAAUAAUCCUUGCUGUCUCCCUAAUCUGUGAUUUUUCUUAUCUACUGGUUCUGUCCCCACUACCUACAAACAGGUAUGGUCUGAAUAUGCGUUGCUUGGCAGCUCGGGUCAACUACAAGACUUUGAUUGUCAUCUGUGCACUUUUCACAUUGGUCACAGUCCUGCUGUGGAAUAAGUGUUCCAGUGAUAAAGCUAUUCAGUUUCCAAGAAACUGGAAUAAUGGCCUGAGAGCAGAUGGAUUAGAAAAAAGAACAGCUGCCUCGGAGAGUGACAACAGUGUGAACAAUGCAGCCAGACAGCAGCCUGAAGAAGCCUCUCCACAGGAGCAGCAGAAAGCUCCCCCUGUAGUUGGAGGUUUCAACAGUCAUGGAAACAAAAUCUUAGGACUCAAAUACGAAGAAAUUGACUGUCUGAUCAAUGAUGAACAUACAAUUAAAGGAAGGCGAGAGGGAAAUGAGAUCUUCCUCCCCUUCACUUGGGUAGAGAAGUAUUUUGAAGUUUAUGGAAAGAUGGUCCAAUAUGAUGGCUAUGAUCGGUUUGAGUUCUCUCAUAGUUAUUCCAAAGUCUAUGCACAGAGAGCACCUUAUCACCCCGACGGAGUGUUCAUGUCCUUUGAAGGCUAUAAUGUGGAAGUCCGAGACAGAGUCAAGUGCAUAAGUGGUGUUGAAGGUGUACCACUAUCUACCCAGUGGGGACCUCAAGGCUAUUUCUACCCAAUCCAGAUUGCACAAUAUGGUUUAAGCCAUUACAGCAAGAAUCUAACUGAGAAGCCCCCUCACAUUGAGGUUUAUGAAACAGCAGAAGACAAGGACAAACACAGUAGGCCUAAUGAUUGGACAGUGCCAAAGGGUUGCUUCAUGACUAGCGUGGCUGAUAAGUCUAGAUUUACCAAUGUUAAGCAAUUUGUUGCUCCAGAAACCAGCGAGGGCGUCUCUCUACUGCUUGGAAACACGAAAGACUUCAUUAUUUCUUUUGACCUCAAGUUCCUGACAAAUGGGAGUGUGUCUGUGGUUUUGGAGACCACAGAGAAAAACCAGCUCUUCACAGUACAUUAUAUUUCAAAUACUCAGCUGAUUGCUUUUAAAGAAAGAGACAUUUACUAUGGCAUUGGGCCCAGAACUAGUUGGAGCACUGUCACCAGAGACCUGGUCACUGACCUGAGGAAAGGAGUGGGUCUCUCCAACACAAAAGCUGUCAAGCAGACCAAAAUAAUGCCCAAGAAAGUGGUUCGGCUAAUUGCAAAAGGGAAAGGAUUCCUGGACAACAUCACCAUCUCCACCACGGCUCACAUGGCCGCUUUCUUUGCUGCGAGCCACUGGCUGGUCACAAACCAGGAUGAGAAGGGCGGCUGGCCCAUCAUGGUGACGCGCAAGUUAGGGGAGGGCUUCCGGGCCCUGGAGCCCGGCUGGUACUCUGCCAUGGCCCAAGGACAGGCCAUCUCGACCCUGGUGAGGGCCUACCUGUUGACCAAGGACCAUGUGUUCCUUGACUCUGCUCUCCGGGCAACGGCGCCGUAUAAGUUCUUGUCCGAACAGCACGGGGUGAAAGCUGUCUUCAUGAAUAAAUAUGACUGGUAUGAAGAGUAUCCCACCACACCGAGCUCGUUUGUCCUCAACGGCUUCAUGUAUUCUUUAAUCGGCCUGUAUGACCUGAAAGAAACGGCAGGGGAGAAACUGGGCAAGGAGGCCCGGCUGCUGUACGAGCGCGGCAUGGAGUCCCUGAAAGCCAUGCUCCCCCUGUACGACACCGGCUCGGGCACCAUCUACGACCUGCGGCACUUCAUGCUGGGCAGCGCGCCCAACCUGGCCCGCUGGGACUACCACACCACUCACAUCAACCAGCUGCAGCUGCUGAGCACCAUCGACGAGGCCCCCGUCUUCAGGGAGUUUGUCAAGAGGUGGAAGAGUUACCUGAAGGGCAGCAGAGCCAAGCACAACUAAAGCUACGACCAAAUCGCGUUCCAGCCACCUGCUGUCCACGGGAACCAUCGGGCUUUUACAACAAAAUAAAGGCACAUUUUAAAAGGUUGCAUACUAAGUUUUUAUGGACUGUUUUAAAGAAGUGAUCCUUAAAAGUGAAUCCAAAAUGAUUGCAUUCCACGAAGGGGAUAUCAAGAAGAGUAAGUGACAUUUGUAGCGUGAGGGUGAAAUAAAGGCUGCUCCCUUGACCUUGCUUCCCUAGAGUCCAGGUUGAUUAGACAUGCCUUAAAAAAAUUCACACUCAGUUUGGGGAAACAUCAUUUUCUUCUUCUAGGAAAAUGAUUAAAUAGCCAUAUAGUCCAUCUGUCUAGCCCUUGCCUGAAAAGUUAGUAUGUGGCCUCUUUUAAAAUGAAAUGAUUUAUUUAUGUGUGUGUUGGAAGCAGAGGAAAGAAAAAUCAUGUGCUGGAAUGAGGUAAAUGUCUACUUCUAGACUGGAUGAAUAGUGGACUGUGUGCAUCUUUUUAAAAGAUGUUUCUUUUCUAUGGAAUAAUUUUGGGGGGAAACAUUUGUUAAAUUUGGUAUACAUGGAGAAAUAUUUUGAGCUUAUGGUUUUCUUGAAAUGUAUAAAUUAAAGACAUAAAGCCAGUUUUCUGGCUUCAACAUUACAUUCUGUAAGCACAAUUAAGAAUGAAAAUAGUUGACUGCACAAUUGCAAACUACAUUCAUUUUGUUAAAACUUGAUCUCCAAUCAGUUGAAAGUUUGAUCAUCAAUCAGUCCCCCCUGCCAUAGUGUCAGGUUCUUUUUGUCACUGUCUGGGAUUUUGUAUUUCAGAUUAUAUUUAAGAAUUCUGUUUGUUUUGGUACCGCAUUCUUCGUGAAACUUUGCCGUCGAUCUAGAUCUGUAAGGAUCUCAUUUUCUGAGCCCCUAGAGAAGCUCAACUGCAACUCAGAGUAGGCCUGAGUAGCUUCUUUUCCCUUUUUGAAUCCGUGUCCAUUGUUAUAACCAUGCCCAGCCGCAACGCAUACACGCUCUGAAGGGGGAACCGUCUAGUGUAGGCAUUAAAUUCAAGGCACAGGCUUUUUCACACUUUAAGCCAUCGAUGUCGUGUACAUUCAACGUUCUUUUCUAGUGUUAGAGGAAAUUAUUUCAGCAGUUGGACAAAAGAGAAGCUGCUUCUACAUGUAGGCAGAUUUCAUAGCCACAUAGGUAUUAUCUGAAUGGAUAAGGCCUUCAGCGCCAUUGAGCAGCUCACUGAGCCAGUGGGGGUGCAGGGAUACAGUUUGCCCCGGCCGUUGUCUUCAUCCCAUCAGUCACUGGCUGGUCUCGGCCACUCUAUGAAUGCCUUAUAGCAAUACUGUGACUUGUAGAAGUUAUAAGACCCUACAGUUCCCAAGUAAUAAGCCUGUCGAGUACCACAAUGGCUUCGUUAUUUGUACCAAAUGGUCACCAGAAACCAAAUAUGCGCCCUGUCCAUCUGCAAAAUCUCGUUACUCCUAGAUCAAGAGCGGGUUCACAUGCCGAGGAAAAGAGGCCUGUUAGCACCGAGCACAUAAAGCUGAUCGUAGAAGAAGCAGGCUAGAAGCAGUCCACGGGUUUAACCAUUAGGUUUUAAUUUUGCAGACUGAAAAUUCUGGACCCCAAGCUAUUUUUUUCAAUGCCAAAGUCCAGAAAGUCUAUAUAAACACCCCGUUUGAUUCAUUGUGGUAGCGAGGCUGUUCUAGAAAUAUGAAUGGUUUGGGCAUCUCCCUGCUGUGUUUACACACUCCAAAGGCGCUCAGAUCAGCCAGGAGGCCAGACGCGACUGUUCUGGUUCUGCUUUGGAGACAGAUAUCAGUGACCUAACAAUUGGCUCUUUCCCUCGGGAAAGAAGUGCAGUGCUUUUCAGAAAAGAAAAAUCCGAGACAAGCGGCAUUGGUGCUUCUGUGCCGUUGGUCCGACCUUGCAUUCUCUUCCGCAAGAGCAGACUGAUUUCUUUGGUUCUAAGAAGGCUCCCUGAACCUGGGGCACAUUGUCAGGAAAACUAUAGGGAGACACCGUCAGCACAUGCCCCAAAGGGUCCGGUGCUGCCCUUGUAGUUGCCUCCGCAUAGGCCCUCGGGCAGAGCUGCUCAGCUUGGCUGGGGGUGAGGCAGGGCCCCGGGGAGAUGGGGCUGGUGGCUGGUUGGAUCGGUCUUGCCUUUAAUUGACUUCGACUUGAACCUGAACCUGCUUUCCACAUUUCAUCUACAAAAUCCGAUCAUCCAAGAGCCAAGCGAUGGAGGUUCCCCUGGGCCUGGGCGUCAGGAGUUCUGUACAUAGGUUUCACCCGAGAAACAAGAUGCAUGUGAGUGUAUGCACCAGUGACACAAGCACAACUCUCCGCGCGGCAGACUUCUUUUCCCGACCAGUGUUUGGAAGCUACACUGGAAGCUGCUAUUCUCCACCUUCUUUCCUAGCCUUUCUUUUCUCAUGUUUCUUCUUCGUUGUACAUGUGGGGUUUACACCAUGUGUUAAAUAUGCAAUAAAGUGUUUACUGGAUGCCCUUCUAAAGGGUAGUCCUUUGUAAAGCUGUACAGACUUUGCAGUUUAAGCACAAUGUGCACAUGUUAGUUUUAUAUACAGCAAAACUUGAUUUUUUGCAGAUGGAAAGGUAUUAUGUUUCUAUACAAAGUAAAUGGAUCGUUUGUGCUUAAUGUAAAGCUGCUUUAUAAAAUUGUAAAAUAAAGUUUUUAUCUUGAGAGCA